This is a messenger RNA of Linum tenue, 945 nucleotides long. The record is from the annotation of a GenBank genome assembly. NCBI's taxonomy places the organism in Eukaryota, Viridiplantae, Streptophyta, Magnoliopsida, Malpighiales, Linaceae.
AUGAAAACUUUUCUGUGGGGAGUCGACGAGGAUCUCUGGACGGUGGUGCGUGAUGGUCCAGUCGCCAUGGUGGACGAAGAACAAAGCACUUGGUCAGCCGCCCAAAAGAAGAGUGUUCAACUCAAUCAGCGGGCUAUGCACAUCCUUCAAUCAGCCAUGGCACCUGACGAAGCUGACAAAGUGGAACAUUGCGAAUCCGCUCGGGAAAUCUGGAAAUCGCUCGAAAGCACGUACGAAGGAACCUCAAAUAUCAAGGAAACCAGGAUUGAUCUUCUGGUCCACGAGUAUGAAUGCUUCGAAAUGGCUCCAGGUGAGGGAAUUCAUGAAAUGUACUCUCAAUUUAUUGUUCUUAUAAAUAAACUGAAAGGACUAGGGAAAGCUUAUAUCCUUAAGGAUCUGAAUAGAAAAAGCUUGAGGUCUCUUCCUAAGCAAUGGUUACCAAAAAGAACAGCAACAGAAGAAGCUAGAAACUUGAAUACCUUGCCCAUAGAUGAAUUAAUCGGGUCACUUCUGAGUCAUGAGCUUGUCCAUAAGCAAGUUAAUAAGGAUGAGGAGAAACACAAGAAAAGUUUAGCAUUUAAAUCUCAGGUGGUUGAAUAUGAUUCAGAUGCUGAUCUAGGUGGUGAAUUCAAUAGAGAAUUUGCUUUAAUAAGCAAAAAAUUUCACAGAAUGCUUAAGUAUAAGCAAGAACAGGAGCAAAAGUUAUAUGAUCGUAAUGCUUCUUAUCGUGCUAACCCUUUUGACAAAGCCAAAAACUCUUUUCAAGAUAGGCUGCGUACUCCGCAGACCAAGCGUAUUGAAAUAGGGAUACUUGAAGCACAGGACUUCUACAAAUGUGGAAAGCCAGGCCACAUUCAUGCAAAUUGCCCUAUGACAUUAAAAGCAAAAGAAAGAGCCAUGAAGGCCACUUGGAGUAAUUAUGAGUCUGACGAAGAAGAGGAAUAA